AUGGAUAUUCACAAGCAAUUUCCUGAAGUCGUUUCUUUUCUCGAAUCUACUGCUUUUUCUCACUUUGAUCAUUCUGCCACAACAACUGUCGACCUCUUUAUUGAGGUCCUCUCAUCAAACGAGAAUGAUCUGAGAGAAAUCUUACCGAAGUUUCGGCAAGUUACUGAAGGCCUUGCUGAGGCCAUGCAAGCCGCUAUAGAUGGCAAGAUAGUUCAAGGUCUUCCCGAAGAGACUUCUUCGGGAUUACCAGAAUUGGACACGCUCAUGGAUGGUGGGUAUACUAACGGUCAAGUGAGCGAAAUCUUUGGUGUCAGUGGAAGUGGAAAGUCUCACAUCGUGGGCUCCGCUCUUCUUGCAGCUCACAAUGACGCAGAGCAACAAACAAGCCGAGGAGAAUCUGUGGUGAUAUGCACAGAGAGAGCAUUGGAGACUCGCAGGCUAAUUCAUAUGAGUGGUAGGUUUGCCAGCAAGCAAACUUUACAGGACAUAUCUACUAUUUACUGCUCCGAUCUUGAUUCGUUUGAUCACAUAAUCUUCACACAAUUACCAGCAUUCCUUGAUCAAGCAUUUAUUGAUGAAGUGGACUUGGAGUUAGUCAAUCAGGAGCUCAACUUCAGCUCGUUGGAUGAGAAUUUGGUCAUUAGAGGGGGCUGUGACUUGUUUACCACCAAGCCUAUUGGUUCGGAUAGAAAAUUGUUUAAGACGAUUGAAAGACAUUUAGACCAAAUUCUUGAGGACAAUCAACUCUCUAGAUCAAUUGAUAAGGAGCGCAAACAAUCAGUUAGCUCAAUUUUGGGCAGCUCUAGCUCUCCAUUGAACACUGCUAAUCAUCAAAUGAUGGGGUUUACGAGAAGAGGAUCCGGCGCCUCAUCGAUAACCUCUGAUAUCGAGAUCUCUGAACCGGGGACCAGUUUUGGAAAUGUGGUUAAUUCAGAACAAACGGGCGUCUCUUUUCAUGACGAGUCACCGUUCGGUUCACUAAAAGAUACCUCAAGUCGAAAGGUUUUUGCCUACUUGAUUGCAAUACUUAACACCACAUAUCCUGAUCAUGACUUUUCAAAUUUGCAACCGACCACAGAAAAUUUCCAUAAACUUGAUUUCACAGAGGAUUUGAGACAUCAAUUCAACAAUAUAAUGAUGUCUUUGGGGAAAAAGGAAGACACCCUUGCUUGGAUUUGGGACACCCUUAAUGUGUAUAUGGAGAUACAACCGAACAAUCUAUCAUCCAACGGGGAAUAUCCACAGUCACGAAGGAAAAGCUCUUUAAACCCACUAGCGGCGCCAAUCACCGAAGGCACUUAUGACAGCGACUAUUUCCUCAAAGUGUACGAAUUUCAGCCAUCCGAUCAAUCGAUUUUAGAAGACUUGAACUACCCCUAUCAAACUAUGUGGUCCAACUACUGGUUCAUCUAUAACAAGAAAAGGAAACGAGUUUGUUUUCUUUAUCUAACUGCGAUCAACAAGCUGCAUUUUUCAGAAAUGAAUCGCAGUAGGAGUCCCUUUGACUUAGAUUCCAAGGAACCUCUGGAGCCUCAACGAUCUUUACAAUCCUUCGACGACGACGAUUUUAUGGCAGAGGGAAACGGCGACGAUGAAGUCCAAUAUGACGAUCUUAAUCGCGACAUAAUUGGUGGGAUGGAGAUGUGA
Messenger RNA from Candidozyma duobushaemuli, 1647 nucleotides. RefSeq lists its product as uncharacterized. Lineage: Eukaryota; Fungi; Ascomycota; Pichiomycetes; Serinales; Metschnikowiaceae. Bases 1 to 1647 code for a protein of 548 amino acids. Gene Ontology annotation, cellular component: nucleus. The transcript is spliced from 2 exons. The record is from RefSeq and is a predicted model, not a curated record. Gene Ontology annotation, molecular function: RNA polymerase III core binding. Gene Ontology annotation, biological process: negative regulation of transcription by RNA polymerase III.